This is a messenger RNA of Heterobilharzia americana, 2070 nucleotides long. The record is from the annotation of a GenBank genome assembly. NCBI's taxonomy places the organism in Eukaryota, Metazoa, Platyhelminthes, Trematoda, Strigeidida, Schistosomatidae.
AUGUUUGCAACUUUGCGUACAAAUACAUCGGAUGGAGAUGUGAUUACAACUGAUUCUUCUAAUCCCCCUGCUUCUACAUGUGUAACAAGUGCUGUGCCAAGUUCGAUGAUAGCAGGUGGUAUGGGUGAAGAAGAUAGCUAUUUGACGUGGCAUUUAAUGGGGGAAUAUACUGGUCCAGUCGAAUCUGUUUUACCACGUGAAUUCAGACAACGACUUCAUAAGCAUUUUGCAAGAAUCGAGCGUGAAUUUGAACGAGAAUAUAGGAGGUUAUAUAGUGAAAACUUGGCAUUACAAGAACGUUUGGAAAAAUUUGAGGACGGUGAUCAUUCAGAAACGAUAACGUUAGUGAAAAAAUUGGGUGCAAGCAUGCUAUCACAACGUAUCAAGCAACAAUACAAACAAUCCACAUCUCGUUUGGUUUCAAGUCUUCGUCAAUCCGCCAGUCAUUCUUCUAGUAAUAUAGGUCAAGGAUAUACACAUUCGGUUUCACAGCCUGGGUUAUCGGUCUCACCGUCUGUUGGUGUGACUUCAAACAAUCUUUCCGCAGGAGUCAAUACCUCUCUGAAUUACUCUGGAAAUAUAACUUUUCCGAGUACUAAUACAACUGGACAUGGAGCAGCUGUUUUCUCUGGUACUUUUUCUGGACAUAAUGGUAGUUUUCAGUUAAUGAGCCGAGUGGCUGGACACCGAGACGGAAUUUGGGAAGUUACAUCAUUCAAAAGAUUCAUUGCUACAGCGUCAGCUGACAACACUGCUAAGCUAUGGAUUAACGAUGCUCAAUUAAAUUGUUUACUAGUGUAUGUUGGUCAUUCAGGUUCAGUAAACUCUGUACGAUUUCGAAAUAAGGAUAAUUUAAUGUUAACGUCUAGUGGUGAUGGAGCAGCUCAUCUGAUUCGUUUACCAUUCGAUCUUAUUGCUAAAGCAGCGUCUUCACUUACUGCUGGCAGCUCGUCUGGAGCUACACUAGAUGCUGUUGCAUCUGCUCUUGCUGCAGAAGUUGCUGGGACAAGUACUAUGGGUUUAGGCAUCAACGCUACUUCAGGAGCCAUCAUUAAAUCUGGACUGGAAUCGGGAAACUUAAACGAUUUAAAUGACAUUGGGAAUUUACCAUUUGGUCCCAUGGAUGAAGGUUCUCCAGUUCGUAUAGCAUCUGUCCCACCGAUUACUGUUCGUCAUCCUCAUGCCAUAUUUCAGUCUGCAAAUUUGUACCUUUCCUCGUGUGGUGCAGUAUGGAAUUCGGUUGGGGCAUCAGGUUGCAGUGCUAUUGAUUCGUCUCCUUUGUCUGCUGCUGAUUUUGUGUGCGGACGGGAACAGCUAGUGACUGCGUCGUGGGAUCGUUUGGGUAGGACAUAUGAUCUUGCAACUGGACAAGAGCUAGAAUCACUUACUGGACAUGAUGAUUACUUAACAGAUGUACGUUGUGAACCAGGUGGAUCUCCAGUUGUUGUCACAUCUUCAAGAGAUUGCACGUUUCGAUUAUGGGAUUUUCGUCAACCAGGAAUGCGCGUUCAUGUACAGCAGGCCCACAGUCAGACUGUUUCAACCACUCAGUUUUUGACACCUGGUUCACCUGAGCGUCUUAUCAGUGCUGGCGCUGACAGAUUCUGUCGCCUUUGGGACUUAAGACAAAGUCGUGGUCCAGUUGUUAGUAUCAGAACUGAUGCAGCAAUUAACCGGCUAGCUUUAUCUGGCUACGGGUCAAAUGUACCAUGUCAGCCAGCAGAAUCAAAUAACCCCAUUUCACCUGGAAUAGUGGCAUCUGCAACCGAAGCACAGUAUCCUCCGUCCACUUCAUCUCACGCUCCUCAACAUGGUUCUGCAUUAUCCACUUCAUUUUCUAACUCUUGGACUUCCAGUUACCCUAAGUACAUCGCAUUACCGCUUGUUAAUCGAGGAAUAAAGUUGUUUGAUGUUAAUGGCAACCGGAUUGGCCGGUUAACUAGAUCAUCACAUGGUCAUUCCCGUAUGGUGACCUGUGUUUCUUGGGCAAAUGAAGGUGUUCACAACUUCUUUUCAACUGGUUUUGAUGGUCUCUUACUGGCAUGGCAAAUUCAUAUUGCAAAUAUUUAG